This is a messenger RNA of Fusarium falciforme, 543 nucleotides long. RefSeq lists its product as hypothetical. The coding region runs from base 1 to 543 and encodes 180 amino acids. The record is from RefSeq and is a predicted model, not a curated record. The transcript has 2 exons. Lineage: Eukaryota; Fungi; Ascomycota; Sordariomycetes; Hypocreales; Nectriaceae.
AUGUCGGGGUUUGAAAUCGCUGGUAUCGUCCUUGGCGGCUUCCCGAUUCUCAUUGAGGCGGCAAAGCCGCUCGUACGGUACCUUCAGGGCGCCGAGCGGUGGUGGCACUUUAAGCGAGACUUUAUGGCCCUCGUUUCAACGAUAGAGGACGAGUCGAUUGCCUAUUCUCAAAAUUUGGAGCUUCUCCUGACGCCAGUCGACAUUGAUCCCGGGGCCAAGGCCAUCUUGCAGGAAGACUCUCGGUCGAAGCUAUGGCAUGAUCCAGACAUUCAGGCAAAGCUCAAGGGCCGCGUCAAGAGCCAGUACAUGUUAUGGUUUCAAAGACAGUUGCUGGAAAUGAGAGAGGCCCUGGGCGAGCUACAUAGCAUGUUACCUGUCAGCCCGGAUGGAAAGGCAAGGGCACUCCUCUGCAGCAGCAAUUGUGUUAUCGCAACCCGUCGACUUCCCAAGGGUCUUUACACUGGAUUACGAACUAUUCAGGCUCAGACAAAGCUUCUCGACCCGGAGACAACAUCUGUUGGAUACGAUCGUACGCAUCAAUGA